UGUCAUAGACAAUCAUACCUCACCAGUUAUCGUUUGACUAAAGGCAUCGUUCUCGUUGACGAGCACUCUAGGUAUUCUCUCUGUCUCUGAACUCAAUAUUUAUCAAUCUAUUUGUAUACAUACGGAUUUACUUAUGUACACGUGUGUGUAUGGAUUCACUAGAGAAGCUCAAUUGUGCUUUGAAACUGACCGAAGCUCGAAAAGAGCGUGCAGAGAAAGCGAUUCUUUCUCUGUUUGCGGAGUGGAAGAAUCUAGAGAGUCAUCUAAAUUCUUCCACUCAUCAAUUGUUACAUGAUUGCUUCACCGAUAUUCAAUCGAGGGAGGCUCGGUUGAACGAGGUGAAGCAAUCUGUAACAAGUAGUAAUCGUGAACUUGAUGAGAUUAGGAGGAGUUUGGAGGAGAGGAUGGAGGAUGUGGAGAGGAGGGAGAGGGAGGUGAAGCGUGAGGAGGGGAGAGUUGAGGAGAAGAGGAGGGAGGUGAAAUGUGUGUUCGAGAGGUUUGGGAUGGAGAAGAGGGAGGUGGAGGGGAUUAGGGAGGUGAUUGAGGAGAGGUUUGAGGUGGUUAGGUUGAAGGGGAAGAGUAUUGAGAAUCUGGAGGUGAAGUUGGAGGUGAUACGAGGGAAUUUGGUGGAGAGGGAGAAGGAAGUGGCGAUGAUGCGGGAGGUGAAUGAGAAGAGGAGUAAGGAGGUUGCGAGUAUGGAGGAGGGUUUAGUUUUGAAGGAGAAGGAAAUUGAGACGGUUAAGAAGAUUACGCAUGAUUUGUGCCACGAGGUUAAUUUGCAGAAGGAGAAGUCGGAUUUGGAGAAAAGAGAGGUUGAGGAGAGGGUUAAGGAGCUUAAAAUAAGGGAGAAAGAGCUUGAAGAUCGGUUGAAACAGUUUGAAUUGAAAGAGAAGCGGAUAAAGGAGUCGGUGGAAGCUUUGGAUUUGAAGAAAAAAGAAAUGGAGGCGAAGAAUGUUCCAUCUGAAGAAAGAGGUAGGAGAAUUGAAAUUAGGGAGAAAAAACUUGAAAAGCAGCUGAAAGAAUUUGAAUUGAAAGAGAAGUACUUUAAGGAGUGGGUGGGAAGCACGAACGUGAAGGAGAAAGAAAUUGAUUUGAAGAAUACCUUGUGUGAAGAAAGAUGCAGGGAACUUCAACUUCGGGAGAAAAAACUUGAUGAUCAGAUGAAAGAAUUUGAAUCGAAAGAGAAGCUGUUCCGAGAACGGGCUAAAGCUAUUGAUUUGAAGAAAAAAGGAGUCGAUUCAGGGAAGAUUUUGUACGAACAAAGGUGCGAGAAACUCAAUUUGAUGGAGAAAAACCAUAAUGCAUUGUUGACAGAGUUUAAAUUAAAAGAGCAGCAAUUAGAAGAUCGCGUCCACAGUUUUCAGAAGAAGGAGAAGGAAGUCGAUUCAAUCCGAUUAUCAUGUGAAGAAAGAUGCAGGAAAUUUGAGUUGGAGAAGAAAAACGAAUUUGAAUUGAAAGAGAAGCACUUCAAAGAAUGGGUUAAAACCGUUGAUUUGAAGGAGAAGGAAAUUGAUUCAGUGUGGAUUUUGAACGAGGAAAGAUGCAAGAAACUUGACUCGAUGGAGAAAACUCUUCAUGAAUUGUUGACUGGAUUAAAAUUCAAAGAGCAAAAUCGAGUUGAAACUAUUGAGGCAAAAGAGAAAGAAGUCGAUUUAAUUAGAAUUUCAUGUGAAGAAAGAUGCAGAAAAUUUGAGUUGGAGAAGAGAAAACUUGAAGACCAGAUGAAAGAAUCCGAAAUUAAAAGGAGGCAGUUAAGCAAUGUUGAUCACUCAAUUGUAAAACCUGAGCCAUGCAUUGUUGAUAAUUCAUAUGCAGAUAUAAGAUUUUCUAUUACUAUGGGUGGAAAGAAUUUGCUCUUGUAUUUAAUUAAUCAGAAGAGGGAUCUUGAUUCCAUGACCGAAGAAGUUUCUAGGGCUCUUAGGAUGUCAAUGAAUCCUGGAAAAUUAGUUUUAGAUGCAAUGCAAGACUUUUACCUGAUAAUAGAGGAUAAGGAGUUCGAAGUGGAUGUAGUUUGUAAAAGUAGCAUUCUUUUGUUGGAGCAGCUGAGGAGAAUAUCUACUCAGAUUCCACCACGGCUUAAAAAAGCAGCAAUGGAAGUUGCACACGAAUGGGAGAAUAAAAUGAAGAGCUCAGGGGAGGUUACUGUUUUCCUGAACCUCUUAGCUUCCUAUGGGUUGGGGUCUUCUUUUGACCCAGAAGAGUUCUUAAAUCUUUUUGAGGUUAUUCAUCAGCAUGUAAAAAUUUCAAAUUUAUGCCAGCUCCUUGGUUACCCUGAUAAAAUUAAUCUUAUCGAAAUGAUGUUAAAAAAGCAGCAGCAUGUUAAAGCUCUUAAAUAUAUAUGUGUUUUUGGGCUGCGGGACAAGUUUCAGCCUGCAUCACUACUGAAGGACUUGUUGAAGAAUGCUGAAGAGACGUCAAACACUUUGCGUGAGAAUAGUGACUAUCCAGUUGAUAAAAAAGAUGAGGUCAUUGACAACAUUGUAGCUUCACUAAGAGAGGCACUUGUGUGCAUUUUUCAUUACAAACUUGAAUCUGAAUACCCUCCAGAAUGCAUGGAUGGAUUUAUUAAACAGCUUAUACAAGAGAAGGAAGAUGAAAAAGUUAGGUUAUCAGCCUCUAACAAUAGUGCAACAAAACAAGAGGCUGAGAAAAAUUGUAAAUCACUUACAGUUGUACCCGACCCAGCUGAGGGCUGCACUACUACGCUUACCAGCCCUUUUUUGUGCAAUAGGAAUGCCCUGGCUUUCAUCCUUUCUAACAUGGGCGCAAAAAGUUUGCAGGUUUUCUUGAGUGAAAAUUCAGAAGACCAUGAACUGCUAGGCUAUGAUAUUUUCAACUUCCUCAAAUUAUUGAAGGACCCUGCAAAGCUUGUCCUGAAUACUAUUAAAGGAUUUGAUACACCGCUUUUGGAGAGAGAUAAGUAUUAUGAAUCCCCUGUGUUCAUGAAAAGUUGCAUUCUUUUGUUAGAACAGUUCAUGAAACAAUCACCUGAGAUUGAACCACAUGUGAAAGAGGACGCAAAGAAACUUGCAUGUAAUUGGAGAGUGAAAAUGAGGACUCCUGUUCAGGUCUUGGGCUUUUUGCAUCUUAUUUCUGCCUAUGGUCUUAUAUUAAGUUUUGAGGUCAGUGAGCUUGAGAGGCAUUUUGAAUUUGUGUCAUGCAUUAAACAUGCUCCGGAGUUGUGCCAAGUCUUCCGAUUCUCAGAUAAGAGACCAAAUCAGACCACAAGUUCAAGUAUCUGUGAUUUGCAUCCAAAGAAUACUCCUGGCCUCGAGAUUGACCAAAAGGAAAAUGAUGAAAAUAAAUUAAUUCACUCUGCGAAUUAUGCUAAACUUGUUCUAGAUGCAAUUCAAAGCUGUUAUUUCUCGAACUGUGGAAAUGUUAAAUCUGUUGUAGCGAAAUGUUUUAUUAUAUUGCUAGAACAACUAUUGAAAAUGUCACCUCAAAUUCAACCUCAUGUCAAAGAGAAAGCUGCCAAAUUUGCAAUGGACUGGAAAACACUGCUUGUAGGUUAUAAUAACAGGAAGCCUGCAGAGGUUUAUGGACUUUUUCAUCUUUUGGCGGUCUAUAAAGUGGCUCCUGCUGUUGAUUCAGAAGAACUUCUUGGCUUCUUGGACUGCGUUUAUUUACGAAGGACAGCUCCCGAAUUAGUUCGGCACACGGGACUGUCACAUAGAAUUUCUGAUUUCAUAGAAAGGAUCAUUCAAAAGGGGGACAGGAUUCAGGCCAUCCGAUACAUAUAUGAGUUUCAUCUUGUUGGAAAGUUCCCUCCGGUGCCUAUUCUCAAAGAUCACAUAAGCUCUAAAAUAGUGCCGGGUAAUGUCAUAAGCAGACAACUUGCUGCCCUUAGAGAAGUGAUAAGAUGCAUCACAGACCAUCAGCUUGAGGUUGAGUAUCCACCUGAUAAUCUUUUAGCACAAUUAGAGCAGCUACUAGAGCAGGCUAAGGUCACAGGAGUAGCGUGUCAAUCGUUUACGAACUUCGCGAUUAAACCACCAGCUGCAUCUGGGCCUGAAGCUCAAACACAAAAGUUCGUAAAUACACCACAUGCAGCAUCUGGGCCUGAAGCUCAAACACAUACGUUCGUAGAUACGCCACAUGCAGCAUCUGGGCCUGAAGCUCAAACGCAUAAGAAGUUCGAAAGGAAAAGGUGUGCUGAUCCUGUACCUAAAGCUCAAACACAAUGCCAUGUCAGCAAACAUCCGCGGAUCGAAACACAAUGGCAUGUCAGCAAACAUCCGCAGAUUGGCCCACCGGCAGGAACUCCCUUGAAUGUUCCAUUCCCUGCUUUUGGCACAAUGACAAACUUUGCCAACUCUCAGGGGGCCUAUAUGCAGCAUGUGCCCGAAGCUCAUAUGCGAUGGCAUAUCAGCCAACGUCAGCAGAUUGAACUAGCAGGGCCUUCCUUGAAUGUUCCAUCUCCUGCACUUCACUCAGUAACGUACUUCCCUAAACAUCCGUUUUUUGUCAAUCCACAGAAUGCACUACAUGGUCAACAUCCGCAGAUUGAAAUAACAGGGCCUUCCUUGAAUGUUCCAUCUCCCGCUCUUCACUCAGUGACGAACUUCCCUGAACAUCCGCUUGCUGUCAAUCCACAGAAUGCACUACAUGGUCAACGUUCACAGAUUGAACAAGCAUGGCCUUCCUUGAAUGUUCCACCUCCCGCUCUUCACUCAGUGACGAACUUCCCUAGACAUCCACUUGCCGGCAAUCCACAUAAUGCACUACAUGGUCAACAUCCGCAGAUUGAACAAGCAGGGCCUUCCUUGAAUGUUCCACCUCCCGCUCUUCACUCAGUGACGAACUUCCCUAGACAUCCGCUUGCUGGCAAUCUACAGAAUGCACCACAUGGUCAACAUCCGCAGAUUGAACAAGCAGGGCCUUCCUUGAAUGUUCCAUCUCCCGCUCUUCACUCAGUGACGAACUUCCCUCAACAUCCGCUUGCUGUCAAUCCACAUAAUGCACUACAUGGUCAACGUCCGCAGAUUGAACAAGCAAGGCCUUCCUUGAAUGUUCCAUCUCCAGCUCUUCACUCAGCGACGAACUUCCCUAAACUUCCGCUUGUUGUCAAUCCGCAAAAUGCACAACAUGGCUGACUUGAUUUCGGAUCAUAGCGUUCGUAGAGUACCAAGUUAGUUAACUUAGCUUCAGUGAUCUGUUAUCGAUGUUAAUGUUCAUAACUACAUCUUGUGUCUUGUGAUGUGUAACUGUAGAGUUCGAUGUAACGUAUCUUGUAUUGUAAAAACUUACUCAAGAAAAUGAAAGAUGCUGCCAAAAAUGAGUUGCUUUUUAGUUGCCAGAAA
Daucus carota subsp. sativus is the source of this 5303-nucleotide messenger RNA. RefSeq lists its product as uncharacterized. The record is from RefSeq and is a predicted model, not a curated record. Lineage: Eukaryota; Viridiplantae; Streptophyta; Magnoliopsida; Apiales; Apiaceae. The coding region runs from base 150 to 5096 and encodes 1648 amino acids. The transcript is spliced from 5 exons.